Molecule: messenger RNA, 501 nt
Organism: Coregonus clupeaformis (lake whitefish)
Lineage: Eukaryota; Metazoa; Chordata; Actinopteri; Salmoniformes; Salmonidae
Product: stonustoxin subunit beta-like
Exons: 1
Molecular function (GO): protein binding
Source: RefSeq, a predicted model, not a curated record
CUGGACCUAAACACAGUAAACAGAUUCCUCUCUCUGUCUGAGGAGAACAGAAAGGUGACAUGUAGGAGAGAGGAGCAGCCGUAUCCUGAUCACCCAGAGAGAUUUGAGGACUGGGAACAGGUGCUGUGUAGAGAGGGUCUGACUGGGCGCUGUUACUGGGAGGUAGAGAGGAGUGGGGGAGAGGCUGUUAUAGGAGUGACAUAUAAAGGAAUCAACAGGAGAGGAAAGGGUGAUGACUGUUGUCUUGGAUACAAUGACAAGUCCUGGUGUCUGAUCUGCUCUGACACCAGUUACUAUGUCAGGCACAAUCACAAUCUGACUAUCAUAGACGUCCCCUCCUCCAGCUCCCACAGAGUAGGAGUGUAUCUGGACUGGCCAGCCGGCACUCUGUCCUUCUACAGAGUCUCCUCUGACACACUGACCCACCUGAACACAUUCUACACCACAUUCACUGAGCCCCUCUAUCCAGGGUUUUGGGUUUAUGGUUUUGACUCCUCAGUG